Molecule: messenger RNA, 1343 nt
Organism: Dermacentor andersoni
Lineage: Eukaryota; Metazoa; Arthropoda; Arachnida; Ixodida; Ixodidae
Gene: TfIIEbeta
Product: transcription factor IIEbeta
Biological process (GO): transcription initiation at RNA polymerase II promoter
Cellular component (GO): transcription factor TFIIE complex
Molecular function (GO): TFIIH-class transcription factor complex binding
Source: RefSeq, a predicted model, not a curated record
AAUCCAGGCAGAGGCGAGACUAGACCAGACAAGCCUAAUUUUUUCUGGUUUCUUUCUAAUCGUCUGUCUUUCACACCAACGUCUCCUCUUGUUUCAACGGUGUAUUAGUGGCUUAAGAUUUGCUUAGAGGGAGGACUGUCGUGAAGUUCCUCGAGUCCUCUCAAUUACUCGAGCUAGAUCACUUCGAGAGAGGUAGUCUGGGUGUUUCGGAACUCUAAACAACAAACGUAUUGUGAUGGACCCUGCGCUACUGAAAGAAAGAGAUGCAUUUAAAAAGAGGGCCAUGGCCACUCCUGUGGUCGAAGCCCGAAAACGCGACCGCGAUUCAUCGGCGGGAAACGCGGCAUCUCAACCAAAGAAAAAAGUCAAACCACCGAAGCCAAAAGACGCGUACAACUACAAGACCACUUCUGGGGGCUCACAGUACAAUUUCAGUGUCCUAGCCAAAAUUGUGAAACACAUGAAGCAAAGGCACUUGGAAGGAGACACGCACCCAUUGUCGCUCGAAGAGAUUUUGGACGAGACAAACCAGUUGGACCUUGGAGCACGGCAAAAGCACUGGCUGUCGACAGAGGCCUUGCAAAACAACCCUAAGCUUCAAGUGACGCUAGACGGCAAGUACUGCUUCCGGCCUGCCUACAACCUCAAGGAUCGCAAGAGUCUUCUGCGGCUACUAGACAAACACGACCAGCGGGGCCUUGGAGGCGUGCUGCUGGAGGAUGUGCAGGAAUCGUUGCCCAAUGUGGAACGCCACCUCAAGGCACUGGGCGACAGUGUCAUCUACGUGGUGCGCCCUGUCGACAAAAAAAAGGUGCUCUUCUACAACGACAAGUCCCUGCAGUUCAACGUUGAUGAGGAGUUCCAAAAGCUUUGGAGAAGUGUUGCUGUUGAAGGUAUAGAUGACCAGAAGAUCGAGGAGUACUUGCAGAAACAGGGCAUCACAUCAAUGCAGGACAUGGGUGUCAAGAAAGUGAAUGUUGCCCAGAAGCGGAAGAAGCCGUCAUCGAAGAGGGCGAAAUCGUUCAAGAAGCACAACGACCACAUGGGAGACAUUCUAGAAGAUUACACUGACAAGUAGAUUUUAUAGAUGUUAGGAGUGUACAUAUGACUUGUAAAUUUUCAUGUAACAAUUCUGUGAAGGAGGGCUGUAACAUAAUGUACUGUCAUUCAUGACAAGGAGCUAGUAAAACAAAGGUUGCUGGCUGCUGCUGAGAUGCACCAUGGCAUACUGAAGUCAGGGAUGUUUGACAUUAAACCAAAAGGUGCUCCCAGCUGAACUGUGUUGAUCUGUCUUUUCUUAGUAUAUUCUUAGGCUAUGAUCUCUCGAUAAAAAGUUUCCUUUC